Messenger RNA from Cooperia oncophora, 738 nucleotides. The record is from the annotation of a GenBank genome assembly. NCBI's taxonomy places the organism in Eukaryota, Metazoa, Nematoda, Chromadorea, Rhabditida, Trichostrongylidae.
AUGGUGGCCUCACUGUCUCAGAUGCAUAAAACGUUGUUAGCAGAGUGGAGUAAGGAGCAGAAGAAUACAAAUACAAUUGAACAAGUUCUUAAGCAAAUGGAGGAAGCAUUGUUUGACCAAGCAGCUAUCGGCUCUCUAGAUGCUAAAGCGCUAACUACUAUUUAUAAGGAUUACUACGAAAUCAGCGCUCUUGUCGCCGUUUUGAGAAAUGAUAUGGCAGCAUUUGAUGAUGCAAUCCCUAGAGUUCUCUCAUUUUACGACCAAUGUCCUUCUGCCGCAGAGAACAAAUAUCUUAUGAUCGGACUGAACCUAAUGUUCCUGCUGGCUAGCAACCGUCUCUCUGAUUUCCACAUGCUGCUCGAAUCUGUUCCGCAAAGCAUCCAAUCUAACAACCCUUACAUUUCAACUCCUGUUCGUUUGGAACAAUCGCUAAUGGAAGGAGCGUACAAUAAGGUGGUCCUUACGGAGAAAACAAUUCCCAGCCAGUUCUACAGCAUUUUCAUCCGAAUUAUGAUGGAUGCAGUCAGAAGCGAUAUCGCUCUAUCAGUUGAGAAGUCGUUCAAGUUGCUGAGUACUCGCGAUGCCGCUAACAUGUUGCUGUUUACCAAUGAUGCUCAGGUCAACGAGUUUGCCAAACAAGUGAGUAAUGUAAUUUUGUGGAUAAUAAUCUUAAGUUUUUUCAACCUACCUAGUUUUACCUAUGCAGUAGAAACCAGAGUACCGAUACCAGUACUGUAA